AUGGAUAUUUCUAAUGGGGAGUUGGUGGCCUUGGUUUGGGGAGGUUUGCCACUCUUGGGGUUGCUCUUGUGGUGGUGGAAUGACCUUUGGUACGCGCUUCCUCUAAAACUCCGACAUUCGCCUACCGGCGCUAAAUUGCCACCAGGUCACAUGGGACUUCCAUUCUUAGGCGAAAUACUCACAUUCCUUUGGUAUUUCAAAAUUCUUCGUCGUCCAGAUGAUUUCAUCAAUGCUAAGCGAGCAAAGUACGGCGAUGGAGUGGGCAUGUAUAGAACACACCUCUUUGGAUCACCGACUAUCAUAACAUGUUUCCCAGGAGUCAACAAGUUUGUGUUCCAAUCAGAUGAGACAUUCAUCCCAGACUGGCCUAAUGUGGACAUUGUAGGUUCUAGUUCUAUAGUGUCAGUUCAUGGAAAGUCCCAUACUCGACUUAGACGUUUUGUCGAAAAUGUAAUUAACCGACCCGACCCUCUACGUCGUAUAGCUCAACGAGUCCAGCCUCGCAUGGUGGCUGCACUUGAGUCAUGGGCUCACAAGGGUCGAUUCAAAGCAUAUGAUGAAGCUAAAAAGGUAACAUUUGAAAAUAUUGGAAACCUAUUCGUGAGUUUGGAGCCAGGGCCUCUCCUAGAUACCAUUGACAACUUGUUUGAUGGAUUGGUCAAAGGAAUCAGAGCUCAUCCAUUGAACAUUCCUGGAUCUGCUUAUCACCAUGCCCGUCAGUGUAGGAAGAAGCUUGAAGACAUUUUCAGGGUGGAGCUAGAGAAGAAAAAAACCCAAAAGGAAGGAGUGACAAAUGAUCUAAUGGAUGGGCUUAUGCAAAUUAAGGACGAUGAAGGCAAUAGAUUAAAUGACCAAGAGGUGUUAGAUAACAUUGUCAGCAUUGUUAUUGCUGGAUAUUCAUCCACUUCCCUCUCAAAAAUGUGGGCUUUAUAUUAUCUCGCCAAAUACCCUAAUGUCCUCCAAAAGCUUCGGGAAGAGAAUAUGGUUGUAAGUAAGAACAAGACUGGGGAGUUCAUUACAAGUGACGAUGUUUCGAAAAUGAAAUACACAAACAAGGUGGUGGAAGAAACAAUAAGAUUGGCCAACAUUGCAGCAUUUGUUUUCCGUUUGACUACUAAAGAAGCCGAGUAUAAAGGUUAUAGAAUACCUAAGGAUUGGAGAGUAAUUGUUUGGAUUCGUUAUCUCCAUACAAAUCCGGAGAAUUUUGAUGAUCCCAUGUGCUUUAACCCAGAUAGAUGGAAUGAACCAUCAAAGCCUGGAACGUACCAAGUUUUUGGUGGUGGGUCAAGAAUUUGUGCAGGAAACAUGCUUGUUAGGAUACAACUUGCAACCUUCUUACAUCAUUUGUCUAUCGGAUACAAGUAA
Molecule: messenger RNA, 1365 nt
Organism: Prunus avium (sweet cherry)
Lineage: Eukaryota; Viridiplantae; Streptophyta; Magnoliopsida; Rosales; Rosaceae
Source: RefSeq, a predicted model, not a curated record